AUGAUGUCCUACUUCAAGUGGGCCGCCUUGGCCCUGGCCACCGCCCAGCUGGGUGCUGCUCAGACUUACACCAGCUGCAACCCGACCAACAAGACCUGCCCGGCUGAGACUGGAUUGGCCAAGUGGUCAUUCUCUAGCGACUUCACCCAGAGCGGUUCCCUCGAUGACUGGAACAUUACCGCCAAGCCCGUGACGCUCUCUACUCUUGGUGCCAAGUUUGAGAUCUCUGAGGAGGGAGAGGCCCCUACCAUUGAGAGCCAAUGGUACAUCUUUUUCGGUCGUGUCGACGUUAAGAUGAAGGCCUCCAAUGGUACCGGUAUCAUCAGCACCUGGAUCCUGGAGUCUUCUGAUCUUGAUGAGAUCGACUUUGAGCAAAUCAGUAGCUACGAUUACAUGAUUCAGGCCGACUACUUCGGUAAGGGUAACAGCACCCUCGGCGGUCGUGAAUACGAUAUCAACGUGACCAACCCGGAGACCGAGUUCCACACCUACAGUGUUGAUUGGACUGAGGAGCGCAUUGAGUGGCUUCUUGACGACGUUGUCAUGCACACUGUUACUUACGACGAGGCCCUUGAGGGCAAGAACUACCCCCAGACUCCUUGCCAGCUGAGAAUCGGUAUCUGGGCCGGUGGUGACUCCAGCAACGCUGAGGGUACCAUCGAGUGGGCUGGUGGCGAGACCGACUUUGACGAUGUUCCCUUCGUCAUGUAUGUCGAGUCUGUCAACGUCACCAACUACAACCCUGCCGAGUACUACAAGUACACCGACAAGACCGGUGACUACACCAGCAUCAAGAUCAGUGCCGCUGCCUCUUCCUCCGCUAGCGUUUACUCCGGUGCCUCGGUCUCCUUCUACUCCUCCUUGUUCCUCACCGCCGUCGUUGCUGGCGCCGUUGGAACUUUCAACCUCUAA
Messenger RNA from Penicillium malachiteum, 912 nucleotides. RefSeq names its product glycoside hydrolase family 16 protein. Gene Ontology annotation, biological process: fungal-type cell wall organization; carbohydrate metabolic process. Gene Ontology annotation, cellular component: fungal-type cell wall. Lineage: Eukaryota; Fungi; Ascomycota; Eurotiomycetes; Eurotiales; Aspergillaceae. The coding region runs from base 1 to 912 and encodes 303 amino acids. The record is from RefSeq and is a predicted model, not a curated record. The transcript has 4 exons. Gene Ontology annotation, molecular function: hydrolase activity, hydrolyzing O-glycosyl compounds; glycosyltransferase activity.